UAUAUCUCAAAUGUAUUUAUUAUCCUCCAAACUUUGUGGUAUACAUAUACACUUGAUACCAUACGUUUCCGCUUUAAUUAAAGAAAUCGAAACGCCUCUUCCCAAUUCCUCUCCCAUGAAUCAGAGCGAUCAUCAACGAUUUCUCGGCGGCGUCAAUUCGUCGAUCUCCUCCUCCUCGCCGCCGCCGCUGCUCGGAAGCUUCGGCUCAGGUUUCCUAGUCUGCCUAGCUUCCCUCGUCUGCGCGUUAAUCUGCAUCGUCGGCCUCUUCGCCGUCUCUCGCUGCGCCUGCUUCCGGCGCGUGUUCGGCACCGCAACCCUACCUCUCCCGCCGGCGCAGGCUAAUAAAGGAUUGAAGAAGAAGAUUCUCCGAUCACUGCCGAAACUCAGCUUCGCCGCUGCCGAACACGCCCCUAAAUUGUCGGAAUGCGCUAUUUGUCUGGCGGAAUUCGUCGGCGGAGAUGAGAUUCGAAUUUUGCCUCAGUGCGGCCAUGGAUUCCACGUUGCUUGCAUUGACACGUGGCUCAGAUCUCACUCCUCUUGUCCGUCUUGCCGCCAGAUCUUGGUGGCCGGCAGGUGCCGUAAGUGCGACGAAUUGCCGUCCGCCGCCGCCGCCGCCUCCUCCUCCUCUUCCGCCGUAGCCGACACCAGGAUAUUUGCUUAUCAGUCUAAUUAUCACGUUAAUGCAAUUUUUCCAUAGAUUAUCAACAACAAAGAAAGAAGAAAAUGUUUAUUAGUAUAGGGUAUACCCAUUACUGUCUGACUAAUUAUUAGGUUAUAUACGGACUAUGGACUGGGAGUACGUAUUUUGUACAAAUUAUGAAUUAAUCUACUUGUAUAAUAUUCCCUUCUUCUUCUU
This is a messenger RNA of Ipomoea triloba (trilobed morning glory), 856 nucleotides long. RefSeq names its product RING-H2 finger protein ATL8-like. NCBI's taxonomy places the organism in Eukaryota, Viridiplantae, Streptophyta, Magnoliopsida, Solanales, Convolvulaceae. The coding region runs from base 11 to 697 and encodes 228 amino acids. The record is from RefSeq and is a predicted model, not a curated record. The transcript has a single exon.